Molecule: messenger RNA, 3645 nt
Organism: Oryctolagus cuniculus (rabbit)
Lineage: Eukaryota; Metazoa; Chordata; Mammalia; Lagomorpha; Leporidae
Product: calcium-activated chloride channel regulator 1
Biological process (GO): chloride transport
Cellular component (GO): plasma membrane
Molecular function (GO): intracellularly calcium-gated chloride channel activity
Source: RefSeq, a predicted model, not a curated record
AUGGAGUUCAGCCUGAACAUUAUUCUCUUUCUAGCCUUACAUCUCUUGCCUGAGGUGAAAAGCUCAAUGGUAAAUUUGAAUAACAAUGGAUACGAUGGCAUUGUCAUUGCAAUUAAUCCCAGUGUUCCUGAAGAUGAAAAACUCAUUCAAAACAUAAAGGAAAUGGUAACUGAUGCAUCUACUUACCUGUUUCAAGCUACCAAAAGAAGAGUUUUUUUCAGGAAUGUACACAUUUUAGUUCCAAUAACCUGGAAAUCAAAAUCUGAGUACUUAAUGCCAAAACAAGAAUCAUAUGACCAGGCAGAUGUCAUAAUUGCAAAUCCUUCUCUGAAAUAUGCAGAUGAUCCUUAUACACUGCAAUACGGACAAUGUGGAGACAAAGGACAAUAUAUACAUUUUACUCCAAACUUCUUAUUGACUAAUAACUUAUCUGCUUAUGGGCCCCGAGGCAGAGUAUUUGCCCAUGAAUGGGCCCACCUUCGGUGGGGAGUAUUUGAUGAGUAUAAUGUGGAUCGGCCAUUCUAUAGUUCCACAAAGAAUACUAUUGAAGCAACAAGAUGUUCCACCCAAAUUACUGGCCGUAAGGUGGUUUUCAGGGAAUGCAAAGGAGGCAGCUGCAUAACCAGGCCAUGCAGAUGGGACUCACAGACGGGUCUGUAUGAAGCAAAAUGCACAUUCAUCCCAGACAAAUCUCAGCUUGCAAAGGAAUCCAUUAUGUUCAUGCAAAAUCUUGAUUCUGUGACUGAAUUUUGUACAGCAAAUACACACAAUACAGAAGCUCCAAACCUACAAAACAAAAUGUGUAAUCACAGAAGCACAUGGGAUGUAAUCAUGGACUCUGAGGAUUUUCAGAAUGCAUCUUCCAUGGCAGGAACGAAUCCGCCACCUCAUCCUAUAUUUUCUUUGCUCAGAGCCAAACAACGAGUAGUCUGUUUGGUACUUGAUAAAUCUGGAAGCAUGGACUCUGAAGACCGUCUCCUUCGAAUGAAUCAAGCAGCAGCACUGUACUUAAUUCAAAUUAUUGAAAGAGAAUCCUUGGUUGGGAUGGUCACUUUUGAAAGUACUGCUAAAAUCCAAAAUAAUCUAACAAAAAUAACUGAUGAUGACACUUACCAAAAGAUCACUGCAAACCUGCCUCAAGUUGCUGGUGGUGGAACCUCCAUUUGCAGUGGACUCAAAGCAGGAUUCCAGGCUAUUACUUACAGUAACCAGAAUACCUCUGGUUCUGAAAUCGUGUUACUAACAGAUGGGGAAGAUAAUGGAAUACAUUCAUGCUUCGAGGAGGUAAAACAAAGUGGUGCAAUCAUUCACACCAUUGCCCUGGGACCUUCUGCUGCCAAAGAACUGGAGAUCCUAUCAAGUAUGACAGGAGGGUAUCGCUUCUAUGCAAAUAAAGACAUAAAUGGUCUUAUUGAUGCUUUCAGCAGAAUUUCAUCUAGAAGUGGCAGCAUCUCUCAGCAAGCUCUUCAGUUGGAAAGUAAAGCCUUGAAUAUAACGGGAAGGAAAUGGAUAAAUGGUACAGUGCCCGUGGAUAGUACCAUUGGAAAUGAUACUUUCUUUGUUGUCACAUGGACAGUGCAAAAGCCAGAAAUUAUUAUUCAAGAUCCAAAAGGAAAAAAAUAUAAUACCUCUGAUUUCAAAGAAGAUAAGCUAAAUAGGCGGUCUGCUCGCCUUCGAAUACCAGGUGUUGCAGAGACAGGUACAUGGACUUACAGCCUUCGAAGUAAUCAUCCCAACUCUCAAUUAAUUACGGUGACAAUGACCACUCGAGCAAAAAGUCCCACCACACUCCCAAUAAUUGCAACUGCUCACAUGAGUCAAAAUACAGCACGUUACCCUAGCCCACUGAUUGUUUAUGCACGAGUCAGCCAAGGGUUUCUGCCUGUUCUGGGAAUCAAUGUAACAGCUAUCAUAGAAACUGAAGAUGGACAUCAAGUAACUUUAGAGCUCUGGGAUAAUGGGGCAGGUGCUGAUACUGUCAAAAAUGAUGGCGUCUACUCAAGAUAUUUUACAGAUUAUCAUGGAAAUGGUAGAUACAGCUUAAAAGUACAUGCCCAGGCAAGACAAAACACAGCAAGGCUAAGUUUAAGGCAACAACAGAACAAAGCUCUGUAUAUACCAGGCUAUGUUGAAGAUGGUAAAAUCAUACUGAACUCACCCAGAUCUGAAGUCAAAGAUGAUUUGGCACAAGUUGAAGUAGAAGCCUUUAGUAGACUAACCUCUGGAGGGUCCUUUACUGUGUCCAAAGCGCCUCCUAGUGGUGAUCAACAUCAUGAUUUCCCACCUGGUAAAAUUGUGGACCUGGAGGCCAAAUUUAAUGGAGAUUAUAUUCAACUUUCAUGGACUGCCCCUGGAUAUGUUCUUGAUAAAGGAAGAGCUGAGAGAUAUAUUAUAAGAAUAAGUGAGAGCUUCCUGGAUCUCCAAAAAGAUUUUGACAAUGCUACUUUAAUGAAUACUUCUCUUCUGAUACCUAAGGAGGCUGGAUCAACAGAAAAUUUUGAAUUUAAACCAGAACCUUUCAAAAUAGAAAAUGGCACCAAUUUCAAUAUUGCAAUCCAAGCCAUCUACCAAGGCAAUCUCACCUCAAAGGUUUCUAACAUUGCACAAGUAACCAAGUUCAUUCCUCCACAGGAACCUAGCAUCCCUGCUCUGGGUACCAAUACUGCAAUCAGUUUGGCAAUUUUUGUAUUAGCUGUGAUCUUACCUAUAUUUUAAACUAGAAAUUGUAUUAUAACUAAAAUUCAAUGUUAUGCAAAUUUGGUAAAUAUUCACUUAGAAUUUGAUUAAUUGUACUCACUGUCUAGUAUACAACUCUUUGCAAUACCAAAGGGGAUGUACAAAGUUGUAAAUUUCCUAAUUCCUUGAGGUAAUCAAUAUUGAUUGUGCUGCUAAAUGUAAGUUAAAAUGAGUAUGCCAUUUCCUGCCUUGAACAAUCCAUUAACUAAGUUUUAAUACGAAAAAAGAUGUAUACUUGCACUUCUAAGCUUUUUAAGAAACAUUUUUAACGGGUGUUACAAAUUCAUCUGAUAAAUUAACAAAACCAAAACCUGUCACUUCAAAUAUUUAUGCAUACUCAAAGCAAAUAAUUUUAUGUUAGAAUAAUUUAUAUUUCAUUCUUUAUUAUUAAUGAAUAUUUCAUGUUUAUAUAAGAAGUAAUCAGAAAGAUAAUUCUUCAAUGAAAAAAUGGACUAAAAUAGUAAAGAGGUCAAAUUUGUUUUUUAUUAUUGAUUAAAAGUGGCACAUCAAAGCUUCAGCCAUAGGAAUGAACUGACAAGCAAGAAUGCAUUUCUGCAUGAACUGUGGAACAUCACAAUUAAAUUCUGUCGCCAUUCUGAGAAUAUCAUUGGGUCCUAAAAAUAUUACUAAGAGAUUUUAUUAAGAUAGUUUUAUUUUCACUUCACUCUACACAGCAUCUAGAAUAGUGCUUGAUACAUAGUAGAUAUCAUACACAUAAUUACUAUAUAAGUUGAUGAAUACUUUCAUACCCUCAAAAUAAGUUACAAUUUGAUCCCUUUACAUUAAAUAUUCACAAAAAUAUCAUGUGCACAUGGUAUUAUGAAUAAUGAAAACUACUUGCCAACACUAACCUGAAAUAAUACAUGAGUUUCAGAAAAUUAAUUGUAUCAUCUCAAAGGAAUUUAUAAG